AUGUUGGCUGUUGAUCUCUUGAACCCUUCUCACGCUCUUGAGCAGAAGACCCACAAGUUGAAGAGACUCGUGCAGUCUCCCAACUCUUACUUCAUGGACGUGAAGUGCCCUGGAUGCGUCCAGAUCACCACCGUCUUCUCCCAUGCCCAGACUGUUGUCAUGUGCUCGAGCUGCGCCAACGUUCUUGCUCAGCCCACCGGUGGUAUCACCCGCUUGACCGAGGGCUGCUCUUUCCGCCGCAAGCAGGCUUAAGCGUUUGUCCUAAAUCCUGAAAUAAAACUGCUGGAAUGCAAUACAAGUGUUUAUUUCCACAACUGAGAUUGUCAAUAUUUCACAGC
Molecule: messenger RNA, 338 nt
Organism: Gamsiella multidivaricata
Lineage: Eukaryota; Fungi; Mortierellomycota; Mortierellomycetes; Mortierellales; Mortierellaceae
Product: 40S ribosomal protein S27
Exons: 4
Coding region: 1-252 (83 amino acids)
Biological process (GO): translation; ribosomal small subunit assembly
Cellular component (GO): cytosolic small ribosomal subunit; ribosome
Molecular function (GO): RNA binding; structural constituent of ribosome
Source: RefSeq, a predicted model, not a curated record